Molecule: messenger RNA, 822 nt
Organism: Protopolystoma xenopodis
Lineage: Eukaryota; Metazoa; Platyhelminthes; Monogenea; Polystomatidea; Polystomatidae
Source: the annotation of a GenBank genome assembly
AAGACCAAACUACUUUCAGGAUUGGAUUCAUCUAAAAAGUCGGAGCCGAUAAAUGUUACACACGAUAGUUCAACUUUGCUCGUACCUGUGUAUUCUGGCUCUGGACAAUGCAAGCAUAAGCCCGUUGAUAUUUCCAUCAAGCCCGAAUGCAUAUCCGAAAAUCGGUCAGAAAUUGGUCAAGAUCAGAUACCAAAACAAGAUCCGUUAGUCGAAAAGAUUGCGGACGAUUCAGACGAGACUGAUGCAGCGUCAGAUGUUGUAAAUGUUUCUAGGGGCCUUCGUGAACGCCUCCACUUCCCACCUGUACCUCUCUUUCUUGAGCAUGUGCGAGCCCGGAUCAAACAGCUUCCCCUACCAAGAAUUCCCCAACCAACCAGUGAUGAGAUGAAAUUAACUCAAGGUGCCUCAAAUAUCUCAUCAAGACUCAUCCGUCACCGGUUUCAGAGAGCAAGGAGAUUGCGAACUUUGGAUGAUUUGCUUGUAUGGCGCCAUAGAUCUGCGGCUCAUGAUCGCCAAACGGCUGAUCUCGCUUCUGCCCGACUUGCGGAGCUUAAUGUGCAACGGUUCGAUUUAGAAAAUCGGUAUCGCCAAUCGCGCGAGCAGUUAUCAGCGCUCGCUUCUGCGGCUCAGGAAGCGCGUACAGCGCGUGCAAAGGCAAUAAAGGCAAAGCAGACAGCAUUGGCAAUAAUGACAACUAAUUUGCCAUCUGAUGCAAAGACUCGUUCUCUUGUAAAAAAUUCUACUACUGAGUCCCUUCUGGAGCAAUCGAUCCAGCCACCAGACGCUUCAGCCCAACCUGCUGUCCCGAUAUCAAGCCCGUAA